AUGGAGGAGAUCUCCACCAACGAGAGGGCACGGCUUGACGGGCGUCCGGAGCUCCCCGCUGCUGUGCUCACCAUCGGGCACGGGCCAUGCGGCGGCGCUCCUCCUGAUCGCGGCUCCAGCGGCGACUCCACCACCAAGGGCAAGGGGCCUGCUGCCUCCCCGACCAGCGACAAGGGUCAGGGCUCGCGCGGGCGUGGCCGCGGACGUGGCCGUGGCCGCGGCGGCCCCUCCCCAGGAAACGCUCCUGCUGGGCACGGCACCGCUCCUUCCGGCCCUGGCUCGCCUGCUGCGACGGGCUUCUUCGCUCCUUACGGCGCCCUCCUUCCCGGACUUCCUGCACCGCGGGCUCCUUGGGCCGCGCCGAACGUCGCGGGCGUGCUAGGCCCGCGUCCUCCUACACCUCAUCAGGCCUACCCCGUGCCGUCAUCAUCGUCCAGCGGGCCUACCUGGGAGCAGUACAACCAACUAUACGCUGCUCUCCAGGGCCUCUCCAUGCAGCAGCAGCACGCCGGCGGCACGCCGGACUGGUUCCUCGACACGGGCGCUACGUCGCACGUCUCUGGACCUAGCCACGGGGAAGCUAAUCAUGAGGUCCAAUAG
Triticum dicoccoides is the source of this 600-nucleotide messenger RNA. Its product is annotated as collagen alpha-2(I) chain-like. The record is from RefSeq and is a predicted model, not a curated record. The coding region runs from base 1 to 600 and encodes 199 amino acids. The transcript has 2 exons. Lineage: Eukaryota; Viridiplantae; Streptophyta; Magnoliopsida; Poales; Poaceae.